AUGGCCUACACUCUCUACAACUACACGCCGUCAUUAGCCGCUGCUGUGAUUUUCAUCAUUCUAUUCUUCACCCUCACACUUGGACAUAUAUUCCUUGCUUUCAAACAUAAACUUAAGUUCUUGAUUGCUUUUAUCGUUGGAGGCCUUUUCGAAUCCAUUGGCUAUGCUGCGCGAGCUGUCAGCGCACAUUCGGCACCUGACUACGCGACCAUGCCAUAUGCACUUCAAAGCUUGUUUAUUCUCCUUGGCCCGUCACUGUUCGCGGCAUCGAUCUAUAUGAUUCUUGGUCGUAUCAUUCGCAUGACCGAUGGGGACAGCCGAUCCAUGGUUCGCGGAAGCAGAUUAACCAAGAUCUUUGUUGCGGGCGAUGUAUUGUCGUUUUUGAUCCAGAGCGGUGGUGGUGCGAUUAUGUCAAGUGCUAAAACGGCUAGCAAACUGAAACUCGGAGAAAUUGUCAUCAUCGUGGGACUUAUCGUCCAGAUUAUCUUCUUUGGUUUCUUUGUUUCCAUUUCAAUUGCUUUCCAUAAACGGAUGUCAGGUUACCCCACGUCCGCUGCUAUGGCCGCUUCAUUCAACUGGGAUCAUUACAUGAAGGUUUUGUACUUCGCUAGUGUCAUGAUCAUGGUCCGUUGCCUCUACCGAGUCAUUGAGUACAUUCAAGGGUCAACUGGCUUUUUGCAAAGCCAUGAGUACUUUGCCUAUAUCUUCGACGCGACCCUUAUGCUGUGUGUCAUGGCCAUCUUUAUUGUGUUCCAUCCAAGCCAGAUUUUCACUGGUCAGCAUAAGGAACUGGAUGAAACAGAAUUGAUCUACGGGCACCAAGGUUACAGGCAGCAAGUUUGA
Molecule: messenger RNA, 843 nt
Organism: Penicillium cosmopolitanum
Lineage: Eukaryota; Fungi; Ascomycota; Eurotiomycetes; Eurotiales; Aspergillaceae
Product: RTA1 domain-containing protein
Exons: 2
Coding region: 1-843 (280 amino acids)
Cellular component (GO): membrane
Source: RefSeq, a predicted model, not a curated record